GCACUUUAUCGUUCAUGAAAUGCAAACCCAAACUCUUUUCCACUGAGUGCACAGUGACUCUUCUGUUAGUGAGAACACACUGACACACUGAAGGGAAGUGAUAAACUGUUUUGCAAAAUGCACAUGACAAAGACAAUACUUGGGCUUUCCAAUUUUAACAGUGCACUUUUCUAGAUUGUUUUUAGAUGAUGAGGUCUCACUUGGUAGCCUUGUCUGCCCUAGAACUCUCACUAGGUAGACUAGGAUGGCCUUGAACUCAUAGAUCAGCUUGCCUCUGUCUCCUAAGUAGCGGGAUUAAAAAUUGUGCGCUACUAUGCCAGGCCCUGCGCCCUACACCUUAACAAGGGUUUCGUUUUUUCCUGCCUGACCUUUUGUCUACUUUCCUAAAGACCCCCACGCGUGUGGAUCACUGUUCACGUGUUUGGCAGAAACUUUGAACAUCAGUUUGUGUAAGACGAUCAGAGAUAAGUGGGGAGCUGAUACAAGAAUAUGACCAAGUACUGAGUCCUAUACAAAUAAUUGGAUUAUGCUCCUGGCAGAUAAUCGGGAAUGCUUCUGAAAACCAAAGUUAAGACUUCCCCCAAGUCUCUUGGGCCCAAAGUACACCUAUUCUGGUGGUGGUGGUGGUGGUGGUGAAAUCAAUCUUUAAAAUCGGAGACAAGGUUUCAAGUAGCCCAGGCUGGCUUCGAACUUGUUACACAGUCGAGGAUGUCUUUGACCUCCUGGUCUUCCAGCCUCACCUCCCAAGAACUGGGAUGACAGGUGCACGCCACUCACGGAGUGAGUGGGACCUCGAGGGCAGGGACCUCGCGGCUUGCUCUGAUCACGCUCACCUCGCCUCGAGCGAGCUCUGUUCUCCUAUUCUCGCGGCCGGGCUCCUACGCCAGUCUGUCUCCCCACACUUUUCCGUCUUGCGGCUUCCAGCAGGUGGGCGUGGCCGUUCCCGAUCGGGGCUGGAUCUCCGUUAUCCCGUUCACCUGUUCCGCACUUCUCUCUUGACCUGCAACAAAGGUCUCGGAAAAUAGCCCAGCCCUUAGAUACUCCACUGAACAGGCUCCGCACCGUUCGGAGACGCGAAGUUCUAUGCAACACUCCCUUAGAACACGGAGCCCUCCAACACCUUCACAACCAUCAGACCCUGAGCCUGUGGCCGUCCGCGUCAGUGCCUGAUGGAUCUCGUCGGGUUAUUUUUAAAUUUUUCACCUCAGAGAGUCUCAACGCAGAUACAAGUAUCAGUUAUUGUCAAAUAGUUUAAUUUAUCUAAAACCUGGCUUGACUUUUACGGCGUGUCCCGCUUUGUUCUUGAACAGGCGCGUGCCUCGGACACCUAAACGGGGGUCCUGGAAGUUCCCUGUUAGUCCUCCCUCCAGGACCCGCUUCUUCCUGCGUGCGGUGUUCUGGGUAAGCGCGGCCGGCGUCCCGCCUCUGCGCAGCCGCAGGAGGACAGUACCACGGCGCCUGCGACAUGGGGAGGCGCGGAGGAGACACCGGAAGUAGCUGUGGUACGGGUCGGACUGAGGGGUACUCACCGCCCGCAGCCUCCACCCGCGCGGCAGUCAGAGCUCAGGCCCGCGGUGGUGGGCGUGGCGGUCUCCGGAACACAACUCCGACUGUUCGCUGUCGGCGCGGGGCGGCGCCGCGUCGCUCGCCUUCACCAGCUGCCAUGAGCGAGCGCCUCCGCCCCAGAAAAAGGAGAAGAAAUGGCAAUGAUGAUGACAACCACCCUCCUCCCCAGACCAAAAGGAGCAGUAGGAACCCCAUCUUCCAGGAUUCCUGGGACACAGAGUCUUCAAGCAGCGACAGCGGAGGGAGCAGCAGCAGCAGCAGCAUCAAUAGCCCAGACAGGGCCAGUGGGCCAGAGAGCAGCCUGAGCCACAUCAUCCCGGGAUCCUGCCCCAGCACCCCCCAGCCGAUGCCUGAGCAGUCUGCACUGUGCCAAGGCCCUUACUUCCACAUCAAUCAGACCCUGAAGGAGGCUCACUUUCACAGCCUCCAGCACCGAGGCCGGCCUCCGACAUGAUGCUCCGGCAGUUUCUUGCCUUCUGUGAAGGGACAGCACUGUGCAGAUUGGAUAUUUCAACUUAAUGAUUUGUUUUUAAAAGUUGCACACAGAAAAAAAAUGCCUGUUGGCUUUCAGUCUAUAUUUGAGUAUCGGGUCAGCAGGUAGCUGUUUACUGGGGUUUGCUGCACUAUUGCGAUUUCGGAGGGGCUUGGGAGCAAGUUUUUAUAGGAUUCUUUUAGAAGAUUCUUUUGAGAGGGCAUCAGAUCUACAUCGUGGCAGUGUAUGAGGAAGUCAGCUGACUGAUUCCACAGCUGUCACCUAGAUGCCAUACUGUAAGGAAAGAGCCUCGUGAAAUGUGGGACCUUACAGUUUUAAAAUUCAAUAAACUAGUAAAGAAUAUCUAGUUUCCAUGAAAAAAACCUAAGUUUUCUCCCUAAAUAUAGGAAGCUUGACUCAGUGUUGCACUGACGUUAACUGCCGUACUACCUCUUAGUAUGUAGAUGUCUGUCUGUCUGUCUGUAAAAUGCUUUCCCUUGGAACAGAACAGUAGUCCACUCUGAAGACCAUGCAAGCUAACCACCUUUCCUAGUUGUCUCCAUUUUACAUUUGAAUUUCCAGGGAGAAUCUCACUUCCCUAUCUAUUUUCUUCUACUCUGUACCCCAAACGCUAUAGAGAACAUUGUGCAGUUCUCAAAGUCAAGAAAUACCUAGUAACUAUUACAAACUUGUGUAUUAACAGCUUAACUGCUAGCUCCUUGCAGUACCCGUAGCCAAGGCAGAGGUCAGUGCAGACGAAGGCAACCUGUUUGAUAGCUGAAGGAAGGAGAGUGAGAUGUAACUCGUGCCUAUAGGCACCCAGCCCUGCGGGGAGAGGGGGGCACAUUCUAUCACUGAAACUGGAAAGAUUGGUGUGGUGUAGAAACAAGAGCAGAGGCACCUCUAGGAAAAACAACGCUCUAGUAUUUAUUUAGAGAGCCUGGGCAUUGUCCCCAUGCUAUUUGGUCACACUAGAGAGCCAGGCGAGCUUGAACAGUGAAGGUGCCGGUGAGUCAUCUUCCUCACUUGCAAGCUGUCUGAACAAAGAGCCAGGAUGUGUCGUUGGGUCACCUACCCUGGAGAGUGCCGGGGGGCCAACCUGCCGUUAGAGGAAGAGGAAGUGCCUUAAGCAUGCACCUGUAGUCUCCUGCCUGUCCCCUUCACUGCACCCCACUCAGAGGCCACACAGCACAGGCAACAGCACUGAGGAACGGGGAUGGCUCUGGUAAGGAGCUGAGAGGGACGCCUGGACCAGAGCAGGUUACUGUGCGAUAUAGCUACAGUCUGAGGUGGCCCAUGCCAGGAAGAGUGAACAUGCAGUGCCUUCCAUGGCCUCUCCUCUGAGGGCCACAGCAUGGAAGGGCCAGCCUUCCAUGUGCAUGGGAACUACUGUCAUAAAGCCCAGAGGUCAGAAAGUAGGUUUGGUUUUUUUUUCCCCUUUCAGGACGGUUUUUCCAGAUUUUAAAACCAGAUGUUUUUGAGGACUCGGGAUCUUACUGGGUUUGUUGGCAAGGAAUGUGGGGAAGGAUACUUUACUGGAGUUCUAACAGUAAGACAAACAGUGCUAUGAGAGGAGAAGCUGUCAAGCACACAUGUACACAUCACAGUCCAGAAAUACCCAGGAGGGCUCCGGCAGGUUUAAUGGAUGGCGUCCUACUGAAACAAAACACGUAUUAAUCAGUGCUCGAGGAAGCACGUUUCUUCCCAUCUCCCACCCAACUAAAGGCACAGGUGAGACCAUCUGAAGACAAAGGGUCUUCCCAUGCUCUGAUCACAGUGUCGGGUGCCAGUCAGCAGUCAUUCACCCAACAAAAUACAAGAGGCCAUCUCUUAUGUGCUGUGCGGUUUUCACAGCCUGUGGUCUGGGUAUAUUUCUAUUUUGACGCUAUUUGCUCGAGUCAAUUGGCAUCUUUCUAUGAGCUCAAGCUAGUGAAACCUUGUACUCUAUUGCGCCGCCAUUAAAAGCAGCCUUAGUGCAUUGCCGUA
Molecule: messenger RNA, 4024 nt
Organism: Arvicanthis niloticus (Nile rat)
Lineage: Eukaryota; Metazoa; Chordata; Mammalia; Rodentia; Muridae
Gene: Vcf1
Product: VCP nuclear cofactor family member 1
Source: RefSeq, a predicted model, not a curated record